AUGAGUCUCGUGGGGAUAUCGCAUUUCAAUGAAGAGAUAUUCCAAUUGGACGUUACUCUUCCAGAAAAUACUUUAAAAACACCUGAUAAUUCAAAGUUUCGAAUUAUUUCCUUCUACCAAUGCGAUGUGGAUGGUUUAUGUGCACAAUACGUCCUGCAGUUACAUUCCAAUUUUAAAAGUUUUGCUUCAUUACACUCAUUUCCAGUAUACGAAGAGAAUGAUAUUUACCAAUACAUACAUAAGACACUAUCGUUGCAUUUGAAAAGACCAGAUGUACAGGCCGAUGCAUUUAUGCGAGUGUUAUUGAUAGGGAUUCGUGGUUGGUCUAGCGAACUCUUGCGAGCUAUUAAAGUCCACUUUGAACAUCUAUUAGACCCACCUCUAAGGAAGUAUCUCAAAAUUGCCAUUCUAACAGUAAUAAGGCCAAUUGGGUUCUUUGGAAAGUUGCCUCAGGAAUGUAUUUUGUUUAAAGAAAGUGACGACGAACCUAUGUACCCAAGUAGUGGUAUUUACACAUGUGAAUCGGCAUCAGUGACCUCUCUGUUAUUAAAGGGCAUGACUUUUGUCUAUGAAAACGAACACGCAGCUGCAAUAUUUGCUGCUUCCAUUAGUAUUUUUAGCAAGAAUGUUCACUUUGGCAUUGGAGAGACGCUAUACUAUGGUAAAAUUGAGGAGUUUCAUAACCAAAUAAGCCAACUUAAUGGCGGACCUUAUGUAUCCUAUGAUAUCGAUAAGGCGAUUCUACCCCUAGUCACAUUUACAACUCUAGAAGAUGCUUUAUCAAUUAGCCCUUCAAUAUUAGUUUUGGAUUCUAAAAAAAAUCCAGAAACCAUUGCUGAGUUUAGGAUCCAAUGCAGUUUAAGGAAGGAAGAAUUUACAUCGGAAUUCAAUGCUCUAAGUAGUGAAAAACAGAAGAGGGUUCUUAGCCUAAUUAAGCGCCAAAUAUCAUUCUAUAGAGAAAUGCCGCAACUAUGUUGGCUUAGGAGAGUUAAACAUAUACCUAACCUGGAUGUUAUGUAUUUUUUAUCCACCAUUUUGAAUAAAGAAGAAACCCAAUCUAUAAUUGCAUUGGAUUUCUUGUACAAUAUUUUACAGGAGCGGCUCCAACAAGAUUCUUACUAUGAUCGCAAUGUAAUAAACACGAUUUCAAAGUCUGCCAUAGCUUACAUAAAUCAAUCAUUUGAUUCUAUUUCACGGGCCAAACUGAAAUUUAAAACUUUUUUGGGUCAAAAAUUGAUUAUCGCAGAAAUUCGCCCAAACAACCCAUUAUCGCACAUAAACCAGUUAGAAAUGGUCGCUUCUAUAAUCUCAAACAUAGAAGCAAAAGGAGAUGAGGUUAAAAGGUCAAGAUGCUUGCUGAUUGUUGAACACAAGGAGAAGUAUUUAUUUGGGUUUACUCCAAAUGUAGAUUCAUCUUUUCCAGACAUUUGGCCAGGAGUUUUCAUGCAAAUAAGCCAGUCAGAUUCAUCAUGCAGCUUUAAUGCAUUAUUGCCAAAUGUGCUAAAAUAUAAGGGGGAUGUUAGAGAUAUAAAAAAGUCGCUAUUUACCAAGUUGGCAAACAGGCUAGGCAGGAAAAGGUAG
Messenger RNA from Babesia microti strain RI, 1581 nucleotides. RefSeq names its product conserved Plasmodium protein, unknown function. The transcript is spliced from 8 exons. Bases 1 to 1581 code for a protein of 526 amino acids. The record is from RefSeq and is a predicted model, not a curated record. Lineage: Eukaryota; Apicomplexa; Aconoidasida; Piroplasmida; Babesiidae.